GCAAACGACGAAUGGGGUGCGACAACGGCGGCGAGUUGUGUGAGGGAGGCUGUUGUCACGUAGGCAAUGGCGGAUUCAAUGUCCUUUGCAAUUGUCUGGGAUGCGUCUUUCCUCAUGCCUAAUGCCAUCUUGGCUGGAGUGCUGCCGAGGGAUAUGCAUGAGGAGGCGGGCAUGUUGUUCACAGUGGAGGCGGUUACUCUUCCCGGCGGAGUGCAGACAACGGGGUACGUGCUUGGGGACAAUGGCUAUGGCCCCGUGCCAUGGCUGGUGGUGCCUUACGGCAGAAUGGUGGAGCGCAAUGACAAGGCGUACUUCGACACGUGCCACAAGACUGCGAGGAACGUCGUGGAGAGGGUUUUUGGGCGGUUGACGGACAUGUGGAGGUUACUCCUCAGGCACCACAAAACGAAUAUGGAUAACAUGCCCCAGCAGUUUAUGACGGUUUGCAUCAUCCACAACCUGCUCAUCGACGCAGGGGUCGACUUCGACGAGUGCUUGCUAAUGGAGAGAGACGCGAACGGGAUCGAGCAGCUGAUCGACAUGCAUGAACCCGCUGUCCCGAUGUCUCAAGUGGACGCAAACGAAGCGGCGCUGGACUUGCGUGUGGCACUAACUCACUGCAUGCACCUCCUCCGGGAGUAGAUGUGGCAAUAUAUUUUGUUGCCUCACCUCGUGGGUGUGAACACGUGGCACUGCAUUUAGGGUUAGAGGAUCUUCGAUGACGGUGUACUCGGUGGGGAUGGCGAUUUUGUGGUAGUGCUUGGCACAUUCCAGUCGGGCGUGGGUAGUUGGUUUAGAUGUUCUGUUUGAGGUGGAAGUCAAUCCUUUUGUCGUUCCGCGAAACCAAUCAAUGCUUGCACUUGCA
Molecule: messenger RNA, 865 nt
Organism: Chara braunii
Lineage: Eukaryota; Viridiplantae; Streptophyta; Charophyceae; Charales; Characeae
Source: the annotation of a GenBank genome assembly